GUCACGCAGCGCUGUCUGUCCCGCAGACGCGCGCUCCUCGACUCGUGGACGGCUGCCGGCGUGGACCGGGACACUCGCAUCACCGCGUCUGGAGACUGACUUCAGGCAGAAAUGUCAGGCUCGACUCCCCCCCCUCCCUCGGCGGAGGACGCGGGGCCGGACGGAGGCUUCCCCCCCGGGUACAGGCCGUUCGUCCCCGAGGAGCACGGCCUGGAGCGCGGCUUCCGCCUCACAGCCUUCUCGGACCUGAAGGGAUGAGGCUGCAAGGUCCCGCAGGAGGCUCUGCUCAAGCUCCUGGCGGGACUGGAGCCCGGGCCGGAGCCGGAGCCGGGCGGCCAGGACGCGGUGUUCGGCCAGCAGCUGCCCAGCCCUCGGCUCGGUGUUGGGAUGGACAGUUGUGUGAUCCCCCUGAGGCAUGGAGGGCUGUCACUGGUUCAGACCACAGAUUUCUUUUAUCCUCUGGUGGAGGAUCCUUACAUGAUGGGGAAGAUAGCGUGCGCUAACGUCCUCAGUGAUCUCUACGCCAUGGGCAUCGUGGAGUGUGACAACAUGCUGAUGCUGCUGAGCGUCAGUCAGAAGAUGGAUGACAAGGAUCGAGAGCGAGUGAUGCCGCUGAUGAUUCAAGGGUUUCGGGACGCAGCAGAAGAGGGUGGGACCUCAGUGACGGGGGGCCAAACGGUGAUCAACCCCUGGAUCAUCGUAGGAGGCGUUGCAACAGUCGUCUGCCAGCGUAAUGAGUUCAUCAUGCCUGACGGUGCAGUCCCUGGUGAUGUCCUGGUUCUAACUAAACCUCUGGGGACUCAGGUGGCCGUGAACGCUCACCAGUGGCUCUAUCAGCCUGAAAAGUGGAACAAGAUAAAGCUCGUCGUCACCAAAGAAGAAGUCAAGGAGGCGUAUCAGGAAGCCAUGUUCUCCAUGGCAACACUAAACCGAACAGCGGCAGGCCUAAUGCACAAGUACCAUGCCCACGCUGCAACAGAUGUGACUGGCUUUGGUCUGUUAGGACACGCCAGCAACCUGGCAGCGCAGCAGCAAAGCGAGGUGGCCUUCGUGAUCCACAACCUACCAAUUAUAGCCAAGAUGAGUGCCAUCAGCAAGGCCUGCGGAAACCUGUUCAACCUGGUUCAGGGCACAUCUGCCGAGACUUCAGGCGGACUGCUGAUGUGUUUGCCCAGAGAACAGGCAGCCAAGUUCUGUGCGGAGAUGAAGAGCCAAACCUCCGCACCAGGAGGCCAGGGCUCUUCAGGUGGAGCGUGGAUCAUUGGCAUCGUGGAGAAGGGGGACCGCCGCGCUCGCAUCAUCGACAAGCCCCGCAUCAUCGAGGUGCCGCCACGGGGAAGCCAGGCAGCCCAUCAGGAGAACAGCGCCACGAGCCCGGACCCAAACACAAACCUCACAUAGACACUCAUCUGCUGUUUGUAUACUUGAGUUUUUCAUCUCAAAGUGGUGAGAGUGCACAGGCCCAGAUCAGCCUGGUGUGAGCCGAUGGAAAAAGGACCGAUUUAUAAGAGCUCUUGAAGCAACAUAUACCUUUUGAUAUUAUAAAGUCAGGGCCAAUCUUCAUCCCAUCCGUUUCAUUUAGAGCUUGACCUCUCAUGUUUCCAUUUUUCUUUCCUAAUCCGUACAAACGACUGGUUUAUAUGAUCAUGAUGAAUGUUGAAAACAGAUUCUGGAGAAACAAACAAAAAGUAGACGUCCGGAUCAUGCAGCAAGUUCUGGGUAUAAAUUGUGGGUACGCAUUUGUCUGUAUAUCGAGUACUUUAUCCUUUUGUUUGUUUGUUUUGGGGGGCGGGUAGUAAAUUAAUUUAAUUAAUGGUUAAUGAGUGAUGUGGAAAAGAAAUUACUUUUCAGUCCUGGCACCCGGCUCUGUCCGCACAACCCAGAGGAAGGCUUGAGCAGCUUCCUUUGGGUCCGGCCGGAUGGUGUGCAGAGUUCCUGCCUGAGACAGCCGAGGGGCCGUCCAGCGCAGAGUCCCUCCCACUCUUCCUUUUUAAUGAAGCUCUGCUUAUUAAACCCCCAACCAGGGGCCAGGCAGAGUGGAUGUUUUGUCUUUGGAUGGGGGGUGGGUCUCAGUGCUGGAGGUCUAAAGCUGUGUGCAUUUGUAGAUUUUCUUGCUCUCCAACAAUCAAUAAAAAUCAUCAACUCAGUCUGAAA
This is a messenger RNA of Cololabis saira (Pacific saury), 2154 nucleotides long. RefSeq names its product selenophosphate synthetase 3 (gene sephs3). Gene Ontology annotation, biological process: L-selenocysteine biosynthetic process. NCBI's taxonomy places the organism in Eukaryota, Metazoa, Chordata, Actinopteri, Beloniformes, Belonidae. The record is from RefSeq and is a predicted model, not a curated record. The transcript is spliced from 8 exons. Gene Ontology annotation, molecular function: ATP binding; selenide, water dikinase activity. Gene Ontology annotation, cellular component: cytoplasm.